UCAAUGAAUUAAAUGGAAAGUCACGUAGUGAGCCAUGUGGUGUUAAACUCAUAAGAUUGUAUGGACUUGAUACAGUUGAUGUUUUUAUAAAAAAAGUAAAAUCUGAUUUUGAAAUUGAAGAAUCUGUUCAAGAAAUCAAAAAAUCAGAUUCAGUAUUUGUAGCAACCUGGAAUGAUGGUAUACGACUGAUUAAACGUGAAUCUGGCAAUCAUACACGCACUAUAUCAUUUGUUAACCUAAUGGAAUUGCACUAUUCUCGAACAAAAAUUUCAGACAAU
This is a messenger RNA of Racocetra persica, 278 nucleotides long. Lineage: Eukaryota; Fungi; Glomeromycota; Glomeromycetes; Diversisporales; Gigasporaceae. The record is from the annotation of a GenBank genome assembly.